Sparassis crispa is the source of this 1344-nucleotide messenger RNA. RefSeq names its product O-methyltransferase tpcA. The transcript is spliced from 6 exons. NCBI's taxonomy places the organism in Eukaryota, Fungi, Basidiomycota, Agaricomycetes, Polyporales, Sparassidaceae. Gene Ontology annotation, molecular function: O-methyltransferase activity. The record is from RefSeq and is a predicted model, not a curated record. Bases 1 to 1344 code for a protein of 447 amino acids.
AUGUCAACCACCGGUGCUCGCGCAGAAAAACUUCUGGCUGUUGUGGAUCUUGUUACAAAUGCCGCUCAGGCGAUAAUAAAAGAAUGGGCUAAGGAGGACGCUGCUAGCGGUCAGAACGCUCUUCCGUCCGUAGACCUCUUCAAGGCUCAGCGCACCAUCUUGGCUGCCUGCGGCUCGUUCACUGAGCUCGUACAGGUGCCCCAGAAGCGCGUCAUCGAAGUUGCUGCCCAAUUCUUCGAGGCCCGGGCGUUGCACAUCGCGGUCGAGCAUCGCGUCGCCCAUCACCUUGCCAAGGUGGACCAGGCAGUAGGAAUGUCCAUCACUGAGCUCAGCAAGGCCACCGGUCUCCACCCGAAAAAGCUUUCGCGCAUCGUGCGGGCCCUCUGCUCCAUGCAUAUUUUUGCUGAAGUUCAAGAUGGAUAUUUCGCAAACAACACAGUCAGUGAGACGCUUGCCACCGACGAGGCCCUUGAAGCAUACGUCCUUUUGAUGGCAUCGGAUUAUUACUCGGUCUCGGACAAGUUGCUGAAGAUUAUCGGUGAUCCUGUCAAAGGCUGGUCCAACUCUGUGACCGACUCCGCUUUCCAAGAGGGACAUGGUACCAAGCUGUCUUUCUGGGAUUGGCUCGAAGAAGGUGUUGUACAGCCCGACGGUAGCGUCAAGCCGCGGCCCAGCUUGGAACGAUUCACUCUCUCGAUGGUCAAUGCUAGUCGUCUCAUCGGAACCCCACCCUUCUACGACUUUCCAUGGGAAUCGUUCGGAUCUGCAACAAUGGUUGAUGUGGGUGGUGGCGUUGGUGGAAUGAGUUUCGAUCUCUGCAAUCAUUUCCCUCUCCUCAAUUUCAUUGUCCAGGAUCGCCCUGCCAUAAUCGAGAAGGCUGAACCUGUGUGGCAGCGCGAACGACCAGAAGCACACAAGGCUGGUCGGGUUAAAUUCAUGGCCCAUGACUUCUUCACCGAGAACCCUGUGAAGGGUGCCGAUGUGUACCUUCUGCGUCACAUCCUCCAUGACUGGGAAGACGACCGCUGCGUUGACAUCCUCUCCGCUAUUCGCCCUGCGCUAUCCGCGAACUCGCGCGUGCUGAUCGUGGACUCAGUGAUGAACACGACGUUGGGUUGCCCCGAGCUACCCUCCGCACCGUUCCCCCUUCCCGCAAAUUACGGCACUUCGAUUCGCCUCGCUCACCAGCUUGAUCUGAUAAUGAUGUCCUUGUUCAACGGCGCGGAGCGCGUCCCGAGCGAUUUCCGCUCGCUUGCUCAGCGCGCGGGGCUCGAGGUUACCCGCAUCUGGGAGUGUCCUGGAGACUGUAUCACUGAGAUGCGGUUGCCAUCUGGAAAGCAGUAG